This is a messenger RNA of Portunus trituberculatus (swimming crab), 4275 nucleotides long. RefSeq names its product ankyrin-3-like. Lineage: Eukaryota; Metazoa; Arthropoda; Malacostraca; Decapoda; Portunidae. Bases 747 to 2432 code for a protein of 561 amino acids. The transcript has 16 exons. The record is from RefSeq and is a predicted model, not a curated record. Gene Ontology annotation, molecular function: protein binding. Gene Ontology annotation, cellular component: nucleus; cytoplasm.
UGAUGGCGGGAGUCUGUGGGUGCCUCUCGGCGUGGCAGGUCACGUUCUCAGUUCUCCCUUCCUCCUUACUCCGGCACAAACACUCGUGCCGCCCAGUGGUGAUGCUCUCCCAGUUUAUCAAAGGAUCACAGACCGCGAUCGAGAAGAAUUAACUUGCAACAUUAAAAGGAGUUUCUCACAGCAAGACAUCGAACAUUCAAAUGAUUUAGCCCAGCUGUGUAUAAGUGGAAAAAUUUGAUUGGUAGUAUUAGUAAACACUUCGAUCACAAAUCACCAAGUGACAAAAAACAAGUUGAGUGCGACGGUUUCCCUACUAUUCAUCUAUUACUAUUGUUACUGUUACUAUAACUUCCUUUCUGGUGAAGGUAGGGGACAAACGUGCAACCUGGGUACAAAGAUCAAGGACCUUGGAAACACGUUGGUCACCAGGGCGAGCAGUGUGUUGGAUGUUGGCCACACCAAGGUCUUCGACCUUGGGCAUAGUACCUCGCCGACCAGCGCAGCGUUAAAAUAGCAUUGCGGAACAGACGAAAUAUAGUGGACUACAGAUACUCUGCGUUUUCUUGUGCCUUCUGUCCCCCCAUCCCGGUCAGAGGCAGGGAAGCCACACUGCUCUGUACCUGGCACCUGCACUUGGCACUGUGGCUAUGAUUGCGUGCCUCUGCUGUUUCUCUAUAUAGUCACCUGGCUAACGCGCAUGCCACCUGGCGGGACACGGAACGCCCUCCAUAACACCACGAGGGAAAAUGGCAUUCCGGGUGAAGGUAGCGGCCUUGCUACUGACAGUCCUCAAUAUCCUGCCCUCGUUGACUGGCGCUUCACCGGGUGAGGCCGCGGUACUGAUAUCGGCAGCGCGGGAGGGACGCAUACAGGAAGUCAGGGCGCUGCUGGACGACGGUAUUCCAAUCGACAGCACGGAUGAAACAGGGCAGACAGCGCUGCAGGUUGGUGCCCGCAGCGGCAGUCUGGGCGUUGUGCAGGAGCUCAUCUCCCACCAGGCCAACAUGUCCGUGAGUGACAAGUGGGGAAAGACUGCAUUGCAUGACGCCGCCUCGUUUGGCCGGGAGGACAUCGUCACCCUUCUACUCGAAUACGACGCCGAUGUGGCAGCUGUCGACGCCGCUGGGAAGGUGGCGCUGCACGAGGCAGCCUGGCUGGGGCGGAAGGGAGUGGUGGAGGCCUUGCUCGCUCACAACGCCAGUGUUUUCGCCACUGACAAUAAUGGCCAGACGCCCCUGCACUACGCCAGCGAGCAGCGACAGGCGGCGGUAGUACGGACGCUGCUGUAUCAUGGGGCCCCGGUGAAUACAACGGACAAGGACGGUCUGUCGCCUCUCCACUACGCCUCCUGGUUUGGAGGGGCGGAGGUGGCAGAAGUGCUGCUUGAACACGACGCCGACCCAGCUGCGCGCACUGACCUAGGCCAGACACCGCUGCAUUUCGCUGUGGAGCACCGACAGCAGACAGUGGCAGCGAUAUUGCUACAGCACGAGGCACCGUUGGACGCCGUGGACAGCAACGGCAACACGGCGCUCCAUUUAGCCGUUCGGGACAAGAAUACUAAAAUAGCCGAGAUGCUUCUCUUAAGGUGCCCAGACUUGACCCUCAGGAACCUCAACCGCAAGAAUGCGAUGGACGUGGCGCGUGAGGAGGGCAUGGGACAGCUGGCGGCUCUCAUUCAGGCCCAAAGUCGAGUGCCGUGUCGAGCGGAGGGUGCCACCUGCCAGAAGGGGGAGGUGUUCGGGGUGGCUCCUCUGCAGCGCCUCACCUGCAGAGACACCUGGAAGCCCACUCCAACCCCCGAGGCAGGAUACAGUUGCCGCGUGGGAAGCCAGGUGUUGAACCACGGCUCGAGCUGGAACGACGGAUGUCACAGCUACAGGUGUGUGCUGGGACAAGUGUGGAGAAACCCGGAAGUGGCCGGCACCUGCUGCGUGACAGACGAGGGGGAGUAUGGGGACGGCGCCACCUGGACGGAUGAGUGUCAGUACCUGGAAUGCCGGGCUGGGAAGGUGGAGAUGCUGGCCGUUUCGGGAUCGUGCUGCCGAAACGGUGAUGACGUGUACGGCGAGGGCGAGGAGUGGACAUCAGGAUGCCAUCAUUGGGUGUGUCGCUCUGGCAAGCCUCAAAUCAACGGCACCUCGCCUAUAUGCUGCGAGGUGAUGGGGGAGAUGUACCGUAAUGGCGCUCGCUGGCCCAUGGGGUGCUUCUACGUGUGGUGCAACGACGGCUUCAUUGAGACCUAUGCCAUGAUGCGUGUUUGCAAGAUGCUCUUCAUGAUGGUGGUGCUGGCGGUAGGCGGCGUCGUCAUUUCAGUAGUGCUUACCAUUGCCCUCCUGCGUGUCCGGAAGACUCCCAAGAAACCUCACACCAAAGAACGCCUCAUCGAAGCCAACUCCACUACAACAGCCACCACGCCCCAGCCCUCCUAACGCCCCGCGCACCCAAGGCCUUGACUCCAAGAUGCGAUAGGUAGUGGUGGUGGUGCUGGUGGUGGUGGCUUGUUUUUUCUUUCUCUUUCUCUCUCUCCGACGGGCUUGUGUGAAAGUGUGGUGAAUAUGAUGAUGUUGUAGAGGAGGAGGAGGAGGAGGAGGAGGAGGAGGAGGAGGAGGAGGAGGAGGAGGAGGAGGAGGAGAAGAAGAAGAAGAAGAAGAAGAAGAAGAAGAAGAAGAAGAAGAAGAAGAAGAAGAAGAAGAAGAAGAAGAAGAAGAAGAAGAUUAUAUAUAAAAGACCGACAAUGAACAACAACAACAACAACAACAACAACAACAGCAACAUUAACAACAUCGUCAGCAACGAUAUAACCUACAUGAUAAUGAUGAUACAUGAACUUAAUCAUUAGCAAGAACGACACGGAACUUAAAGAAAAACACACUCACUCGUAAAUAAACUCAUGACACGGUGCUUAGAACAAUGAAAACAAAACAAGGAAGAAAACGCGACCCACACCAACACCAAUGACUAAGAACUUCCUUGUGAUGAAGUCAAUUAGGCGUUUUCUUAGCUUUUUUUUAUGGGUCGUUCACGUGUUGCAUAAGACAGUCGCAGUUGCCUUAAAAGGACUCCUCGCCUCGCCGCCUUAGGUAAACACAAAGGGAGGAACAGCUGUACCCUUUGUGACGCGCCGAGGACUGAGGGUGCUGUUACCUCACUUGACCGACAAGGAAACCUGUGGCAAAAUACUAAAGUGAGAAUAACUGAGGCGCUGACUUGGUUUGGUUUUCUUUUAACUUGAUUUGGAGAUACAAAACAUUGUGUCAGAGAGGAAAAUGUGGAAAAUAAUACUCUAGCUAUGCCAAUUUGUUUUUUACGUGAUUUAGGGACUGGCCAAAGGUGACAAAAAAGUGACCAUGGCCAGUUCAGUUUCUCGGAUCCCCUCAUAAUUCUCUCCAAAAGGAACUUAGUCACGGAAAAGUGGACACCACUGUGAUGCCGAGUGUUCCAGUUCAUACAAUGUUGUGGAGUGUUGUGAUGUGAGGAACACUGGUUCGUGGUGUGGAGUGGAGGGCGAGAUGGCUGUGAGCUUCGCUGACAGGUUAUGUCAUUCUUGGUUUUGUAUAUUUUAUAUUCAUUCAUUCUGCAUUCUUGGCAGGUCUUGGUUUAAUUAUGAGCCUUUAUUUAACUUCAACAAACAUGUUCACGUAUGCACUCAUGUUUGUUUCAUCACGUGUACGUCAACUACACAACCCCACCCAGCCACGCUCCUGUAGGUUGCACGUCAAAGAUGAAGCAAAUGAGUCAUAUAAGUUAUGCAUCUCUCUCUCUCUCUCUCUCUCUCUCUCUCUCUCUCUCUCUCUUUCUCUUUCUUGCCAUAGUCAUGGUACUCAGCUCAAUCUCCUUGGCCUUGAGCUCUAAGUGAACACAAACUCCCAUAUAAAUUUGUAACAACCUCUACUUUCAGGUCACCAGUUUACUUUCCUCGAGUUUCUCUUAAGAUAUCAAUCCACUCACACUUCCUUCCCUUCCUGAAUAUUUAUUACUGACGCACCAAGCUCAAGCGGAGAACAUAUCUAGUAGUUACAUUUGAGAGGCUUACUGAUGGUGACAAAAAGCGGAACUGUGGUGCAGGUCCCGAGAGGCUUGAGGAGUCUGCAGCUGUGUAAUGUAUAGACCCAUGGUGUGUUCAUUCCCUGCGGCUGCACCACACCCAAGUGAUCCUUUCCCUUCCUUGGUUGCCUCAAUAACAACGAGUUUAUUUUUCUAUAUUAACACCGUCCUGCCGAACCUUUCUACUGAUACUGUAAUUGAGACGAAAAAUAAAAAAAAGAAAUAGUA